Molecule: messenger RNA, 1132 nt
Organism: Aspergillus japonicus CBS 114.51
Lineage: Eukaryota; Fungi; Ascomycota; Eurotiomycetes; Eurotiales; Aspergillaceae
Product: Mpv17/PMP22 family protein
Exons: 5
Coding region: 453-998 (181 amino acids)
Cellular component (GO): mitochondrion; cytoplasm; membrane
Source: RefSeq, a predicted model, not a curated record
CUUCAAAGCAUAGCAUAGUAUGAUCAUCGACCAUCGAAAGAUGUCAUAGGCACACUCUUCUCCCACACCGAAAUAUACUCAACCGAAAGAUAUCCGGUGAAUGCCAAGACUGCACAAAUCUCCCAUUGGGAGAAGGCAGUACGCAUUAACACGUGAACUAUAGACAAGACUCCGUCACUUCCCCUUGCCCACUCAGAUAGAGAUAAGGUUAUCUCUCCAACCAAGAUCCAGCCACACGCGAUGAUCGCACUUAUCCACGGGACGAUGCGUUCAUCCCAUUGCGUCACAGCGGGCCGAUUUCCUGUUUGGGCUAUCCGCCACAACCUGGCCGAACCGACCAACAUUCCACAUUCUUGAGAAAAACAACUUCUUCAAUUCCAUUUCACCCUUCAUAUCUCCUAAAUUGUUCAUCUUGACCUACUUGAAUAAGAUUCAUAGACAGAACAGCCACAAUGUUCGCCUGGUACCAACGAAGUCUCAUCCAACGACCCUACCUCACGCAGGGUCUAACCACAGCCGCCCUCUUCGCCCUAGGCGACGGCCUUGCGCAAACCGCCAUCGAGAAACGUCCCCUGUCCGAAUAUGAUGUAAUGCGCAGCAGCCGGAUGGCGCUGUACGGCGGCGCCAUCUUCGGCCCCGUGGCCACAAAAUGGUACCAACUCCUGCAAGCGCGCGUCGCCUUCCGCUCCGCAGGCAGCACGCUCAUCGCCCGCGUCGGCGCCGACCAGCUCCUCUUCGCGCCGACGAUGAUCGGCGUGUUUUUGAGCAGCAUGGCGCUCCUCGAGGGCAAGAGCCCCGCCGACAAGCUGGCCCGGAGUUACGGGGCCGCGCUGCGCGCGAACUGGACGGUGUGGCCCGCCGUGCAGGCCGUGAAUCUGUUCCUGGUGCCCCUGCCGUUUCGGGUGUUGGUGGUCAAUGUGGUGAAUGUUGGGUGGAAUUGUUUCAUGAGUUUGAUCAAUAAUGCCCCGCGCGGGGAGGAGCAGCCGAUUGGGGCUUGAGGAAUUUGUAGAGUGCUAGGGAUAGGGGGUUUGGGGUUGGGGUUAGAUGAAGGGGUUCUUUAUGUAUGACUGACAUGGUGGCUCGUGUUGCUUGGUUGUAAGUUAUAGAUGGUAUAGAUCGGAGGGACUUGAUU